AUGACUUCUGAUUCCAUGGCCAGUUCAAGUUUUCAAACUAUAAAAGCAGCAUCUUCUUCCACUUCCUUAGCCCGUAUCGGUGCUCUUAAAGUGCGAUCAAAUAGCUCGCCAGUAAGAACACCCACUUUCUUGUGCCCCACCUCGCGCGGUGUUAUACCUCACUUAUCCCCAGAUAAUGUUGUAAAAUGUGAAACCACAGCGUCUGUUGGCGCUCUUAUUUCAGUCGAGGACUUUAUGGAAAAGGCUCCCCAACAAAAUAGUGCCCUACUGAAAUACCCAGGCCCUACUAGAGACCUGUUUUCGUUUCCUUCGAAGUUUGGAUUGGCACUCUCGCAUAGGCGACCGGUCCCUGUACCUUCUCCUCAGGCAAACUUUGAUGACAAGGUUAGUGUCAUGACUCCCGAGGGAUUCAAAUAUAUGACUGUGGAUAUGUAUUCAGAGUUCAUUACGAAAUUCGAGCCUGACAUGGUAUUUUCAAUCCCAGAUAUUCCUAAUUUGUCACCUGGUGGAAAGCCAGGAAAUAACCGUGCACAAAAGAUGCUGAAAAGAACAGAAAAAUGGCUCGAUGAGUUGCUGGAACAAAGAUCGAAACAUACAACUGGUUUUGAGAUAUUUGCACCAAUCUUGCCAGGUUUGGCAGCAGAGUUUCAAUCGAACUAUCUACAAAAGAUCAAGUCGGAUGCUCGUAUAACGGGAAUUUCCCUAUGGAAUGCUCAAGCCGCAAGAUUAUCUGAACGACAGGCUGAACUUGCAAAGAAAAGAGACGUUGCCAAGCACAGUGGUGCUUCAUUAGAUGGAGAGGCGGCCAUUUCUACCGUCACCUCUUAUGUGAAGGCAUUGCAUGAAGAUGUGUCAAGAUUAGCAGUGGCUUACAAUAGUGGUCUUGAGACACCUCAUGAAGUAUUGGACCUGGUUAAUAGCGGAGUUGAUUUGUUCGUUGCGACUGGAAUUAAUGAUUUCACAGAUGCUGGUGUUGCCUUGGAUUUCACAUUCCCUGCGAGUGAAGAGCAUCCUGAUUUUGGAUUUAAUCUCUGGGACCCUAAAUAUGCUACAGACAUGACCAACUUUGGCCGUGCUAACCGUGACACUGUGCCAAACACCUACUAUCGUGCCUAUGUCCAUCAUCUGUUGAAUGCUCGAGAGAUGACUAGCUGGGUUCUGUUGCAAAUGCAUAAUAUCGCUGUGUUCAACAGAUUUUUCGAGGGCAUUCAAAAGAGCAUUGAAAAUGGAACCUUUGAGCAAGAGAGAGAGAAGUUCGUGAAGGUCUACGGCACUUCAGAAGAGGUGCAGGUUUUCCGCGAUUUGUACAAGAAAAAGGAUUCUGUUCCAACUGUUCGAGGAUAUCACAUUUCUUAUGAAUCAGAAGUUAUUCGCCGAGGCGAGGGCUCAACGCAACGACUCAACGACCCCCCUUUCAAGAAGUACAAAGAAGAUGCUUCCCAAAACUAA
Sugiyamaella lignohabitans is the source of this 1449-nucleotide messenger RNA. RefSeq lists its product as uncharacterized. Lineage: Eukaryota; Fungi; Ascomycota; Dipodascomycetes; Dipodascales; Trichomonascaceae. The transcript has a single exon. The record is from RefSeq and is a predicted model, not a curated record. Gene Ontology annotation, molecular function: pentosyltransferase activity. The coding region runs from base 1 to 1449 and encodes 482 amino acids.